Molecule: messenger RNA, 4448 nt
Organism: Camellia sinensis
Lineage: Eukaryota; Viridiplantae; Streptophyta; Magnoliopsida; Ericales; Theaceae
Source: RefSeq, a predicted model, not a curated record
AGCACUGUCUCUCUACAUAUCUCACUCUAUAUAUGUAGAGAGAGAAACCAUACGGUGAGGACUGAUGUCGUUGUUGCAGAGCAAAGUAGUUCUCUGUAAACCCUAGAGAGCUCUGUUUUCUCUCUCAUCGUCAAAGCCGCCUCUUUUUCUUGGGUGUGUUCAGAUCUGAAGUUGCUGGUACGAUCGUUGUUACCUAUUCUACACACUCGGUCGUUCUUGUGGAUUUUCAUGCAAGAGAGAGGUUUGAGGUUGCUUUAGGGUUCAUCGAUUUCAGUUCUUGUGGUGUGUUUCUUUUUAACUCUUUUUUAGGUCUUUGUGUUCUUUGUAUUUGAUGAUUGAAGGCAAAACUUGUGGCUUUGUGUGUAUUUUGAGGGGAAUUGAAGCUGAAAUGACAACAAAAUAGGGGUUUUCAUGAACCAAGUGUUGGGGCAUUUUUUUUGCAUCAGUCUUUGGUGAAUUGGGUUGUAAUUUAUCAGUAUCGUGUAUGAGUUCUUUGGUGAAUUGGUGUAAAUUGGGUCGUUGUGAGCUCAAAAGUGGAAUAGGAACUCCCAAGAAUUGAAUUUUUGGUUUAUUGAGCUUUGGAAAUUUGAAACAAAGGAGAUUUGUCUGUGUCCGAGCUGUUAGAAUUGAAAAGAUCAAAUAAUUUAUACUGAUUAUUUGCACUGGAGUGGUUAGGGGUACCCGGACGAGGAGACAUGUCGUCCCUGAGUCGGGAGCUGGUUUUCUUAAUCUUACAGUUCUUAGAUGAGGAGAAGUUCAAGGAGACAGUCCAUAAGUUGGAACAAGAGUCUGGUUUCUUCUUCAAUAUGAAAUACUUUGAGGAUCAAGUCCAAGCAGGUGAAUGGGAUGAAGUUGAGCGUUAUUUAUGUGGCUUCACAAAGGUUGAGGACAACCGGUACUCGAUGAAGAUUUUCUUUGAAUUACGAAAACAAAAGUACUUGGAAGCUCUUGAUCAGCAUGAUCGUGCAAAAGCUGCAGAGAUUCUUGUGAAGGAUCUCAAGGUGUUUGCUUCUUUCAAUGAACUUCUUUUCAAGGAGAUCACCCAGCUACUUACACUUGACAAUUUUAGGCAGAAUGAGCAGCUUUCUAAGUAUGGGGACACAAAGUCGGCACGAAAUAUUAUGCUAGUUGAACUUAAGAAGCUUAUAGAGGCAAAUCCAUUAUUCCGUGACAAACUUACAUUUCCCACAUUCAAUUCUUCUCGAUUGCGGACGUUGAUAAAUCAGAGUCUUAACUGGCAGCAUCAACUUUGCAAGAAUCCCCGCCCAAACCCUGAUAUCAAGACACUUUUUACUGAUCACACUUGUGCUUCUAGUAACGGAGCCCGUGCUCCUCCACCUACUAAUAACCCUCUUGCAGGACCUGUUCCUAGAGCUGGGGUGUUCCCGCCUAUUGGAGCCCAUAUCCCAUUCCAGCCAGUUGUUUCUCCAGCUGCAAGUGCCAUAGCGGGUUGGAUGUCAAAUGCUAACCCUUCCAUGCCUCAUGCUGCCGUUGCACCAGGGCCCCCUGGCCUUGUCCAGCCUCCUGGUGCAGCUGCAUUCCUGAAACACCCAAGGACUCCUCCAGGUGCUCCUGGGAUGGAUUAUCAGACAGCAGAUUCAGAGCAUCUGAUGAAACGUAUUAGAUCUGGCCAAUCUGACGAGGUGUCCUUUUCUGGUUCAACAUUCCCCAACAUUUAUUCGCCAGAUGAUCUUCCAAAAACUGUCGUGAGAAAUCUUAACCAAGGAUCUAGUGUGAUGAGCAUGGACUUUCAUCCACAACAACAAACUUUUCUUCUAGUUGGGACGAAUGUUGGUGACAUUAGCAUUUGGGAAGUUGGAUCUCGAGAAAGGUUAGCACAUAAACCCUUCAAGGUUUGGGAUCUCUCAGCAUGUACAAUGCCAUUGCAGACAGCUUUGGUGAAAGAUGCCACCAUAUCUGUCAAUCGAUGCAUUUGGGGCCCAGAUGGAUCUAUACUUGGUGUUGCUUUCUCAAAACACAUUGUUCAGAUAUAUACUUACAAUCCAGCAGGAGAAUUAAGACAGCAUUUGGAAAUUGAUGCUCAUGUUGGCGGUGUUAAUGAUAUUGCCUUUGCUCAUCCUAAUAAGCAACUUUGUAUUGUCACAUGUGGUGAUGACAAGACAAUUAAGGUGUGGGAUGCUGUAGCUGGACGCAGGCAGUAUAUAUUUGAAGGCCAUGAAGCUGCUGUAUAUUCUGUCUGCCCCCAUUAUAAGGAGAAUAUUCAGUUUAUUUUUUCCACUGCCAUUGAUGGGAAAAUUAAAGCAUGGCUCUAUGAUUGCUUGGGAUCGAGAGUGGAUUAUGAUGCCCCUGGACUUUGGUGCACUGCAAUGGCAUAUAGUGCUGAUGGAACCAGACUUUUCUCUUGUGGAACAAGCAAAGAGGGUGAAUCCCACCUGGUUGAGUGGAAUGAGAGUGAAGGAGCCAUUAAGAGGACAUAUUCUGGUUUUAGAAAGCGCUCUUCAGGUGUCGUGCAGUUCGACACAACAAAGAACCGUUUCUUAGCUGCUGGUGAUGAAUUCCAGAUAAAGUUUUGGGAUAUGGACAGUACCAACAUACUAACAAUUACUGAUGCAGACGGUGGAUUGCCUGCAAGCCCUAGACUAAAAUUUAACAAGGAAGGUUCAUUGAUGGCUGUUACAACUAGUGAUAGCGGAAUCAAGAUUUUAGCAAAUAUUGAUGGGCAGCGCAUGCUGAGGAUGCUUGAGAGCAGGGCAUUUGAGGGGUCUCGAAGCCUUUCUGAAGCUGUCAACGUUAAACCUCCGAUAGCUGGUGCAUUAGGCCCCAUUACCAAUCUUUCUGGCUCUGCAGUUCCAACCCCAGAACGUUCUGAUAGAAUCCAACCUCCCGUGUCCAUUGGCACUCUUGCUGCUGUUGAAAGCAGCAGGGCUGCUGAUAUUAAACCACGGAUUUUGGAUAAUGUUGGCAAAGUUAAAAGCUGGAAAAUCCCUGAUAUAGUUGACUCGGCUCAACUAAAGGCUUUACGAUUGCCUGACCCUUUGACAGUAAGCAAGGUUGUGCGACUGCUCUACACUAAUUCUGGGCUAGCCUUGCUUGCACUUGCCUCCAAUGCUGUUCAUAAGCUCUGGAAAUGGCAGCGUACUGACCGCAAUCCAUCUGGAAAAUCUACUGCAUCUAUUGUGCCACAGUUGUGGCAGCCUUCAACUGGGGCUCUUAUGACUAAUGAUUCCAGUGACACUAAACCAGCUGAAGAGUCAGCAGCAUGCAUUGCAUUAUCUAAAAAUGAUUCUUAUGUCAUGUCUGCCUCGGGUGGGAAGGUCUCUUUGUUCAACAUGAUGACAUUUAAGGUUAUGACAACUUUCAUGGCUCCACCUCCUGCAGCAACCUACUUGGCAUUCCAUCCGCAAGACAACAAUAUAAUUGCCAUAGGAAUGGAGGAUUCUACCAUUCAGAUAUACAAUGUUCGGGUUGAUGAGGUAAAAACCAAGCUCAACGGUCACCAGAAACGAAUCACAGGGCUUGCAUUUUCCAAGAAUCUGAAUGUUCUGGUAUCAUCUGGGGCUGAUGCGCAGCUAUGUGUCUGGAACAUUGAUGGAUGGGAGAAGAGGAAAGCAAUGCCCAUACAAGUACCAACUGGCCACCAAUCUCCCCUGGUUGGAGAAACUAAAGUUCAGUUCAAUAAGGAUCAAACCCAUCUGUUAGUGGUCCAUGAAAGCCAAAUUGCUAUUUAUGAUAGCCAACUCGAGUUGUUGAGAUCAUGGUAUCCAAGGGAUUCACUUUCUGCUGCCAUUUCAAGUGCAAUAUACUCAUGUGAUGGUCUGCUGAUCUUCACUGGAUUUUGUGAUGGUGCUAUUGGAGUUUUUGAUGCAGACAGUCUCAGGCUUCGAUGUCGGAUAGCACCAUCUGCUUAUAUAUCUUCUUCCAUUGCCAGCAGCAACGGCAGUUCCUUUCCUGUGGUGAUUGCAGCACAUCCAUCUGAACCUAACCAAAUUGCUCUUGGAAUGAGCGACGGCGCAGUCCAUGUGAUCGAGCCUUCUGAUGCAGAGCCAAAGUGGGGCAGCUCAGUGCCUCAAGAAAAUGGGGCUUUACCUUCCGUCGCCUCAAAUUCUGCCUUGAAUAAUAGUCAGCCAUCUGAAACCCCUUCUAGGUGACCCUUAUAAGACAGGAUUAUUCUUGAUGAAGCUAUGGCACUCACACGCGUACUUUUUUUUGCAAUCAUUAACCGGUUGUAAAUCUAUAUAUAUAUAUAUAUAUAUACAUAUCGCCUCAUUUGUUUUUGACAAAAAUUCAGAGGCAAAGUCUACACAUUGUUGGUCAAUCACAAAUUUGGGUGAUGAGGCCAUUUUUUGCCUUACAAGUUAUGUAAUGCAUUUAGAUUGCAUGAGUCUAUUUGUGAGAGUGAUUUUAUGUUGUUGUAUUCAUGUACAGGUUCAACUACUGGUAAAGAUUGUCGUUUAUUCCUCAGGAAAUGAAAGAUGAUUCUGACUAUA